This is a messenger RNA of Penicillium waksmanii, 2790 nucleotides long. RefSeq names its product non-ribosomal peptide synthetase. The record is from RefSeq and is a predicted model, not a curated record. The transcript has a single exon. Gene Ontology annotation, molecular function: CoA-ligase activity. NCBI's taxonomy places the organism in Eukaryota, Fungi, Ascomycota, Eurotiomycetes, Eurotiales, Aspergillaceae. Gene Ontology annotation, biological process: biosynthetic process; secondary metabolic process. Bases 1 to 2790 code for a protein of 929 amino acids.
AUGACGUUUACAAACCUAACACUCCUACUGGAGGCCGCCGCCAACCAGGAAAGCAGUGGUCAUAUAGUCUGCUAUCCGCUCCGAAAUACCACCAAACCACACUCAUGGUCCUAUCGUCAGCUGCUGGAAGACGCUCAGAAGGCUUCUUGGGCUCUUCGCCGCCGCCCAGAUUUCUCUCCAGGCCGAGUGGUUCUCAUUCAUCUGGAUACACACUGGGAAAACAUUGUCUGGUUCUGGGCUGUCAGUCUGGCCGGAUGUAUCCCAGCAAUGUCUACAACACUAUCCAACAAUCAUUCAGCACGUAUAUCACAUCUGACACACCUGGCUACCACUUUCAAAGAGCCCAGUUGCCUGACGACAGCCAACAAGAUGUUUGAAUUCGGAGGACAGGAUGCCAUCACGCCCAUUGCUCUCGAAUCGUUGGCUGUGGAUAAAGCCCCAGAUUCAGAAUUGCGCAACAUCUGUCGCAACGCUAAGCCAGACGACAUUGCCAUACUGAUGUUGACUUCCGGAAGCACUAGUCACGCCAAAGCCGUGAUUCUCACGCAUCAGCAGAUCUUUCUGGCACUUGAUAGCAAAUAUAAAGUGGUUCCAUUACCGGAAAAUACUUCGUUUCUGAACUGGGUCCACUGUGAUCAUGUUGCAGCCAUUGUGGAAAUUCAUCUUCAGGCCCUCUUUGCCCAUAAAGAUCAGGUCCAUGUGCAUGCAUCGGAUGUCUUGUCUCACCCCGUGGCUUUUCUCGAUAUCAUAGACCGCCAUCGCGUUUCCCGUACCUUUGCGCCGAACUUCUUCCUUGCUCGCAUUCGUACCGCGCUCGAGGACCAUGGAAACCAUUGUACCACACAUGACUGGGACCUCAGCUGCCUCCGAUAUAUUGCCUCAGGUGGCGAGGCAAAUGUCACCAAAACUGGCGCUGCAGUGGUAAAACUGCUGACUAGAUACGGCGCUCCAGAGAGUACUAUUGCUACGGGCUUCGGAAUGACGGAGACCUGCGGCGGUGCCAUCUAUAAUCUGGACUUUCCUAGCUAUGAUAUCAAACAAGGUCUUGAGUUUGCAUCCGCAGGGAAAUGUAUAAGAGGCUUGAACAUGAGAAUCCGUACUGCGGAAAAUAUCAUCGCGCCCAGUGGAACCGUUGGAAAUCUUGAACUGUCGGGGCCGAUACUCUUCAAGGGAUACUUCAACAAUCCAACAGCAAAUGAGCAAUCGUUUACCAGUGAUGGUUGGUUCCAGACCGGCGAUCUGGCUUCCGUCGACGACAAAGGCAAUCUCCACAUGAUUGGAAGAGCCAAAGAAUCGAUGAUUGUAAACGGCGUUAAAUACAGUCCGCAGGAGAUAGAAACCGCGCUAGACCAGCCAGGAGAAAUACCUGGUCUGGUCCCUAGCUUUACAUGUUGUUUUUCCUCGUUUCCCUCAGGAGGUGACACAGAGAUUAUCUGCGUGGUGUAUCUGCCAAGCUAUGCCCCCGAUGAUAACGUCGCGCGGGCGAAAACAGCGGACGCCAUCGCCAAGAUUACCAUGAUGACCACCGGUGCUCGACCGGAAGUUCUUCCUGUGGAUAAAUUACAGUUGCAAAAGUCAGCCUUGGGCAAACUAUCGCGGUCCAAAAUCAAGUCGGCAUUUGAGAAAGGCGAUUAUAAAUCCUAUCAAGAACUUAACUCGGAAUCGAUUAAGCUGCACCGGAAGACGGCUCGCGCCAAUCCUUCAAAUGAACUAGAAGAGAAACUACUUGAUCUGUUCCUUUUUUCUCUUGAAUUGCCCCAAGAGGAGUUCGAUGUACAGUGCUCGCUAUUCGACAUGGGAAUCACCUCGGUAGAACUCAUCAAACUGAAGAAGAAAAUAGAAGAGCAUCUAAAUAUCGCUCAAGAAAUCCCCAUCAUAACCUUGAUGACGAAUCCCACUGUCCGCGACUUAGCCAGUGCACUGAAAUUCCAGCAGACUCAUCAAAAAGCCGGCGAGUAUAGCCCCACAGUUACAUUGCAGUCCCAGGGACAGAAAACACCGCUUUGGCUCGUUCAUCCUGGAGUGGGUGAGGUUCUCGUUUUCCUGAACCUUGCAAAAUUCCUGGCAGACCGGAAGGUCUAUGCUUUGCGCGCUCGUGGCUUCAAUGAAGGUGAAGAGCCCUUUGCGUCCAUUGAAGAGGUUGUUAGCACAUACCAUGCCGCCAUCAAACGAGAGCAACCAUAUGGACCGUAUGCCUUGGCAGGUUAUUCAUAUGGUACUAUGCUGGCGUUUGAAGUAGGCAAAGUAUUGGAGAAUAAUGGAGACGAAGUACGCUUCCUUGGCUCCUUCAACCUGCCGCCCCAUAUCAAGGCUCGAAUGCGUCAGCUAGAUUACAGAGAAUGCCUCCUCCAUCUCUCCUACUUUCUAGAUCUCAUUACCGAGGAUCGUGCGCGGGAGCUGGCAGUAGAGCUGAAAGAUGCUACCCGGGAAGAUACCCUGACGAAGGUGAUGGUGGAAGCCGAUGAGAAUCGACUAGCCGAACUGGCCCUCUCACCGGAAGCUAUCACGAAAUGGGCUUGCUUGGCCUUUGCUCUACAAAGCAUGGCAGUUGAUUACGAUCCUGUCAGUUCUAUCGCUGGAAUAGAUGUCUUCUACUGCAAUCCUCUGGCGGUAGCGGCUUCUUCAAAAGCUCAAUGGGUAAGUGAGCAUUUGAGUCAAUGGAAAGAUUUCUCACGAUCGCCACCGCGCUUUCACGACGUUGGAGGCGCCCAUUACACCAUGCUAGGACCGGAACACGUCUUUGGCUUUCAAAAGACGUUACGAAAUGCCCUUGAAGCAAGAGGAAUAUGA